Messenger RNA from Cygnus atratus (black swan), 3448 nucleotides. It is a transcript of the gene ABHD17C, whose product is annotated as abhydrolase domain containing 17C, depalmitoylase. Gene Ontology annotation, molecular function: palmitoyl-(protein) hydrolase activity. Gene Ontology annotation, cellular component: plasma membrane; endosome membrane. Lineage: Eukaryota; Metazoa; Chordata; Aves; Anseriformes; Anatidae. The record is from RefSeq and is a predicted model, not a curated record. The coding region runs from base 1070 to 2167 and encodes 365 amino acids. Gene Ontology annotation, biological process: protein depalmitoylation. The transcript is spliced from 6 exons.
CUGGAACACAAGUCCUGUGAGGAGUGGCUGAGGGAACUGGGGUUGUUUGAUCUGGAGAAGAGGAGGCUCAGGGGAGACCUUAUUGCUCUCUACAACUACCUGAAAGUAAGGUGUGGGGAUCUGGGGGUCAGCCUCUUCUUGCAGAUACCUAGCGAUAGCACUAGAGGGAAUGGCCUCAAGUUACACCAGGGGAGGUUUAGGUUGGAAAUGAGGAGACAUUUCUUCUCAGAAAGAGCAGUCAGGCAUUGGGACGGGUUGCCCAGGGAGGUGGUGGAGUCACCGUCCCUGGGGGUGUUCAAUGAAAGGUUGGACGUGGUGCUUAGGGACAUGGUUUAGUGGGUGACACUGGUGGUAGGGGGAUGGUUGGACCAGAUGACCUUGGAGCGCUUUUCCAACCUUAUUGAUUCUAUGAUUCUAUCCACCAGCACAGCCCAUUUUAACGUUCUCCUGUUGGGCUGUCCCCACCCAGGAGGGGGAAGGGGGUGCUAUGCCACCAUCUAACCCCGAGCUUCCUUCUUCCUGUGACUCAGGAGUCUCCCUUCAGGCCAGUGGAGGCAGCAAUGAACUCAUGGCCAGGCUGCACCGUGCUGUGACCCCACACCAGGAGCAGAGAGGGCUCCCGGGUCAAACGAAACGGUGCGUGUACAGGGAAAUAAGGCCCCAGGGGAGCCUUGUCCUUGAGCCUUUAUCCUCUUGCCACCUGAAUGAAUUCCCUGAAGACUUCAGCUCAAGCCGUGCUCAGCUCCUUUAUCAUUUACGUCCCUUUUCCAUCCUGUUUGUUCCGUCAGCCAGAUCUUUCGCUGUGGGUAUCUGACCCGGUUUCACUCAUUUCCGUGAAGAUCAGCCAAGUCUCCCAGGCUGGGGAAGCGGGUCACUGCGCGUGGCGUAGGCCGGGGCUUUGGCAGCAGGAGUCCUUCCCUCUUUCCUAGCUGAGAAGCCUUCCUGCUGACACGUGGAGCUGCCUUUCCACCUCCCCGGAUGGUCGCCGGCUUCCGCAGGAGGAACGUCGGUGCCGAGUGUGUUGACUGGAUUAGAAGCAGAGAAACGCAACCUGAUAAGGACAACUGUGAUGCUCUGCGUGUUGGUAGGAACAAGCAACAGCAAAGAAAUGGGAUUGUUCUGUCACACUCUGCUGAGGAGGAGUCACUUCCACCAUUUCAUCAGAUGUCCACUGCUCUGUACACAGGGCAUGUUGGCUCCGUCUCUGCCCCUUGAAAGAACCCAUCUCACAACGUCAGCAGAACAAGGCCCCAGAAUGAACGGUUUCUCUCUGGGCGAGCUCUGCUGGCUCUUCUGCUGCCCGCCUUGCCCCAGCCGCAUCGCUGCCAAGCUGGCCUUCCUGCCCCCGGAGCCCACCUACACCGUGCUGCAGCCCGAGCAGCAGCAGGAGGCCGGGGCGGCCGCCGGGGCAGGGACCCCGACGGGCUCGGGCACCUGCAGCCUGCACCUGAGCGAGCGGGCGGACUGGCAGUACUCGCAGCGGGAACUGGAUGCCGUGGAAGUGUUCUUCUCCCGCACGGCCCGAGAUAACAGGCUGGGCUGCAUGUUCGUACGGUGUGCCCCCACCGGCCGGUACACGCUGCUCUUCUCGCACGGUAACGCCGUGGACCUGGGCCAGAUGUGCAGUUUCUACAUUGGCCUCGGCUCCCGCAUCAACUGCAACGUCUUCUCUUACGACUACUCUGGCUACGGGGUGAGCACCGGCAAGCCCUCUGAGAAAAACCUGUACGCAGACAUUGAUGCAGCCUGGCAGGCCCUCAGGACAAGGUACGGCGUUAGUCCUGAGAACAUUAUUCUGUAUGGUCAGAGUAUUGGUACUGUCCCUACAGUAGACCUGGCAUCUCGGUACGAGUGUGCAGCAGUAAUCCUUCAUUCUCCUUUGAUGUCUGGAUUACGGGUAGCUUUUCCUGACACUAGGAAAACCUAUUGUUUUGAUGCUUUUCCAAGCAUUGACAAGAUAUCUAAGGUAACCUCUCCUGUGUUGGUAAUCCAUGGUACCGAAGAUGAGGUGAUCGAUUUCUCCCACGGCCUGGCAAUGUACGAGCGAUGUCCACGAGCAGUAGAGCCCCUCUGGGUGGAAGGGGCUGGGCAUAAUGACAUAGAGCUUUAUGCACAGUACUUAGAGAGACUAAAACAGUUCAUAUCUCAUGAACUUCCCAACUCCUGAAGAAGCCUACCUGAUUUUACCUCAGUUACUGUGAACGGAAGAAAUUACCUGUUUUUGCACAUGCUUUAACUGGAUAGCUGUAAUAGCUUUAUACUAUGAAGAAAUGCCCUGUAUUUAGGGUGUUCUAAUCAAACAUCUGAUGAAAUUUGUCUUUUAUAUCUGGAAACUAUUCUACUAAUGCACACAAUAUGGUCAACUACUGUAAUUCCAACAAUUUUUAGCUUCAUUGCCCUGAAGGAAGUGGGGAAUACUAGCUGCUUAUGGGGACACUUUUUACCUAGUGCUGUAUUCAUUGAAGAUCAGUUUUCUCUCUCUCACUUCUGAUCGUUUCUAGUUCUGUCCUACAAAGACUUUUUUUUUCAGUGUUCUCAAUGUGUAGAACAUAACUGUUAUGAGCUACAGCUUCUAAACAAUCAGCCAUGGGUUCAAUCUAAGGGAGUACUUUCUUUGUAAAGUUUCUAGCUGUGGUAUUGUAACUGGAAAGUUAUUGUGAUGAAGUUCCUCCUCCUCCCUUUUAGUGUUCUUUUGUUAACUUACUGAUCUUCCCAAGUAAAUUAUUUAAAUAUACUUUUUCCUGAUAAUAAACAAACUACUAUAUGGGGCUAAACUCUGUAAUGACUUCUCCAUUACCUUGUAUAAACAUAACUGGAAUAUUCUCAAAGGAACUAUGGACAAAAUUGCUUUUGUUUAAAAAUAAAUGUGUAAAUUUACUACUAGAAAACUCAUUUUAAUAUUCAGAUGGUCUGAAUAAUAGCCAUAACAGACAUUUCCUUCUGUAAAGCAUUCCUGUAGACUUUUUAAAAGUACUGUACAUAUUUGAAUUUACAUUGUGCAUAGAUUCUUAAUUGGUAGUUUUAAUUUAAGUCUAGCUACAAUAAACUGCAAAAUUCUGGUUUGUAUAUGAUUGAAUACAUUUUGUUAAAAUAUGUUUUUAUCCCUAUAUUAUUUUGCUAUUAAAGUUUUAUAAAGUUUCCAGGACAAAAAAUUUACACAUUUAUGUUUUGAUGAAUUUAUGUAACUAAAUUUUCAUUGAGCUGAUCUUUUUAGUUUAGGAGUAAUUUGAUUCUUUGACACUGGAAUCGCACAGAUUAUGCAUCAGAAAUGCAAAACAUGUAAUUGUUACACUACUAGCAUAGGUCUAAUUUUUCCAAAUUUAAAGGCCUUAAAUGUACUGUAAGCCUCAGAUUGUUGUAUAAAUUGAUCGCGAUUGAUUGCAGUUUGUGUCCUGUUGCUAGAAUGCAACACAGUGGUUGUAAUGGAAUAAAGGAUGCAUGGAUUAGA